GAAACCGUUGCCGCCUCCCGGGGAGGAAAAUGCAAGAUGGCCCAGCGGGGCCGUGAGGGGCUCCGAGGCGCCCCUUCUCAGCCCGCCGCCGCCUGCCCCACGCGUAGGGCCGGCGGGAAGCGCUGAGGCCAACCCCGCCGCACCACAGCCCGUCCCCGGCGGGGGCACCGAGCCAUGGGGCUCUGCUACAGCCUGCGCCCGCGGCUCUUCGGCGACGCCGGCGGUGGCUCCAUCUCCAGCACCGGCGCCACCUCGGAGCCCGAAGCGCCGGCGGAGCCUCACGCCGCCCCGCAGCCGCAGCCCCUCGGCGCCCCGCUUCGGCCCGGCGGUAAGCCCGGCGGGGAGGCGGACGGGCCGCCGCUGCUACUGCAGAACGGCGGCGGUAACGGGGCGACCCCCGAGCGGCCGCCGCUGCCCAAAGCCGGCGGCGCGGGGAAGGCGGCGCGGCAGCAGGCGCUGCACCAGCCGCCGGCGCUGCAGAGAACCUGGGAGAAGCUGCGCCUAGAGGAGCGGGAGGCGGAGAAGGAGGCGAGGAAAGUCAGCAAGAGCAUCGACCGGGCGCUCAAGGAGCAGAAACGGGAGUACAAGCAGACGCACCGCCUGCUGCUGCUGGGGGCUGGUGAGUCAGGAAAAAGCACUAUUGUGAAACAAAUGCGAAUCCUACAUGUCAAUGGAUUUAAUUCAGAAGAAAAGAAACAGAAAAUACUGGAUAUUCGGAAAAAUGUUAAAGAUGCGAUUGUGACUAUAGUUUCAGCUAUGAGCACUUUAAUACCCCCAGUUCCAUUGGCCAACCCAGAAAACCAAUUUCGAAUGGACUACAUCAAGAGUAUAGCUCCUCUUUCUGACUUUGACUAUACAAAGGAAUUCUUCGAACAUGCAAAAAAGCUUUGGGAUGAUGAAGGUGUAAAGGCAUGCUUCGAGAGGUCAAAUGAAUAUCAGCUGAUUGACUGUGCACAGUACUUUUUAGAAAGAAUUGACAGUGUCAGCAUGGAUGACUACACACCUACAGAUCAGGACCUAUUAAGAUGCAGAGUGUUGACAUCAGGGAUUUUUGAAACAAGAUUCCAAGUAGAUAAAGUAAAUUUCCACAUGUUUGAUGUAGGUGGCCAGAGAGAUGAGAGAAGAAAAUGGAUCCAAUGCUUUAAUGAUGUCACGGCUAUCAUCUUCGUUGUGGCUUGCAGCAGCUACAACAUGGUAAUAAGGGAAGACAAUAACACAAACAGACUGCGGGAAUCCUUGGACCUUUUCAAAAGUAUCUGGAAUAAUAGGUGGUUACGGACCAUUUCUAUCAUUUUGUUCUUGAAUAAACAGGACAUGCUGGCUGAAAAAGUCUUGGCAGGGAAAUCAAAAAUCGAAGAUUACUUUCCUGAAUACGCACAUUAUACUGUACCUGAAGAUGCAACACCAGAUGCAGGAGAAGACCCCAAAGUCACAAGAGCCAAGUUCUUCAUCCGGGAUGAGUUUUUAAGGAUAAGUACAGCGAGUGGAGACGGCCGGCAUUACUGCUACCCCCACUUUACAUGUGCAGUGGACACAGAAAAUAUCCGCAGGGUGUUCAACGACUGUCGAGACAUCAUUCAAAGGAUGCAUCUCCGCCAGUACGAACUCUUGUGAGGGGGCUCACCGUGGAACCUGUGGUUUUAAAUUCUUUGCUCCUUACUCUUUCUCUUGAUACUACCCCACACAGGGUGGAGGAAUAUACUAUAGAAAUGUCAGUCUCUUCACUUUGUUUACUUUAAUUAUUUAACCUUAAAGCUGAUUUGAAGCAAGUUUGGGUUGGUUUUCCUUCAUGCUUUUGGGGACUAUUUUUGUGCUUUAUUUUGACAUGCCACUUCUUCGUCAUUCCACUAAGCCCUUCGGCUACCUCUGUUCCCGUAGGUUUUGUGUUUUUAACUGAACGUGACCUGCUAAAUUUUUCCAGCAGGUUAACAUCAGUGCAAACUGGUAUGUCAGCUGGAUGACACUAAAGUCAUAGCUUAUCCCUCUGUGUGGGUUUCCUUUUUAACAUGACAUUGAAGAGUACUUGAUGGGUGAAAAAAAAAGAUUAAUGCACUUUGUAUCAGGUUAUUAAAUACUGUUGAGGAAGUAGACACACAAUGUAGCAGCACCACAAUAUUUAUUACUCUGUCACAGUUUUUAGCAUUUCUGAGUUGCAGGUCAACUGAUAAAGUGACCUCCUCUUUUAAGCCGUUACUGGCGCAGGAAGUAGAGUAGAUAAUGAGAGGAAAAGUGAAGACAAAGCAAUUUUUCUGGGGUUUUGGAGCUAAGUGUCUCUGCACACCUCAGGCAUUUGAAUUACAGCUACUUUUCAGCCUGUUGCAUCUAGGCAGAAACUUUACCACCCUCACUUAUGUUAUUUGUGCUGUCCACAAAUGAUCCUUUUAGUUCAGAUCAUUCUUGGACAACAGUCCUCUCCCUAUAUAUAUUUUUUUGUUUUACUGCUGGUUUAUUAUAUUGUACAGACUGUAAAAUGUAAUAUUAUUUUGUACAACUUUAUUGAAGAAAAAUACUUGUAGAAGAUCUUUGUGCCUUGAUUAUGGCUGUACCUGUAAAAUGAGCUAAGAUGUAAGUAUGUUUUUGAUUGCGCUGUACAGCUUGAUGUCAACCUUACCUGCAGCAGUGACUGGAGGUAAGAACUUUAUCUGUAGAGUUUAGGGGUUUUUUUCUGGUUUAUAUAAAAAUGCUCUUUAGUAUAAAAAUUAUAAAUUAUGCAAAUUAACCACUUACCUUUCCAAGUAAGGUAUUAUUACAGUCACCGGAUGUUGCAGCAAACAUGCCUUUCUCUUUUGAAGCCUCAGCUUUAAAACAUUGGAAUUCAUUCGAGUGUCCAAAUUGCAACCUGGUGUUCUUUUAAUGGGAACUAAGGAUUUCAGUUUCUUCUUUUUUCCUUUCGAUUUAGAAAAUAUGUUUGGUAAUUCUUUGGUCAUUCAUAGAACUUCACAAUUGCACAGACCGAUUGUGAAUGUGUAAAGCACCAUUAUAUAGAGCUCUUCAACCUUUGUACCAACAGCGGCUUUCAUUGUGCAAGUAAAUAGCAAGAAAGAAGAAAAAAAAACUAAAAACAGGUGUAUAAACCCUUGUGUCUGGCCUAAGAGAAUUACAAGAUGACAUUUUUAUUUCUCUUUUAAUAAAGAGACACAUUAGAAAAUUGUUUUUAUUUUAAAUAUUGUAGAAUCAAAAUGUGUGACUAUUUCUCAAACUUGAAUAAUUUAUGCAAAUGACAUUCUCAAAACAAGUUGUGGUACAGUACAAUAUAUAAAAGCAAGAAUUGCUGUAGCAAUAAGGCAUGUCCUUUUUAGUAACUAUAACACUGCUUUAUAUUUUAUACAUAGGUGUUUUAUGUCUGUGACUAUAUACUUUUCCUGUGUCCAAGAUAACCUGUACAAAUGUCUAAAAUUACAGUUGCAAUAACAGAAACCUAGAGAAGUGUUAGACUACAUUACUUUAUAGAAUGUUUUACCACACUUCGGACCAUUCCCCCACUUUGUUUUAAAUUUAGAGAGAGAUUAAGAGCUAACAACAAACACAUGCCCCACAUUGGCAUAUAAAUCAGCAGGUUUGAUUAACUUCUUAGUAUAAGCAUUGUUAUUAGUUAUAAACCCCAAUCGGUCACCUUUUCAAAUUCAGAGUACAGGUGAAUUGAGAACUUGUUCCUAUUGGAUGCUAUACAGUCCCAUUUUAGAUACUGUGACCAUUUCCUCUUCCCAGAAAUGUCUGUACUUUGAUAUCUGUACACUCAAUUUAGUCAUCAGAUAAUUUCCAGAAAGCGACAGGCUGGGUGGAAUAAGUGAAUAACAAAUAAAAUUCCCCAAAGAUUUUCUCACUUCCCGUGCCAAAGAAAGUAAUAGAGUGACUAACAAAAACUAGUCUUGUCUUUAAAACAGGCUCCAACCCAGGAGUUCAGGUCAGAGCUCCCAGCCUCUGCAGGAAUGCCAGCAGGAACACUGGUCCUGGUGUGAAACAGUCCCUCUGGUUCUUCUAGGGCGGGUGGGGAGAAGCUUCCCUCCCACCCAGCACAUGAAGAUGCUGACCUCCGCCUCCCCGCAGAGGGGCUAGUGCAGUUCAAAUUGUGACUCUACAAUAAAGUGAAAAGAACUUGGCAGCCCAGCAGGAAUCCAAAAUACGGUGCAUUCCUAUCCCUAUUUGUCCAUAGACUGAGGGCCAAGGCAUAGGAUAAUGUUACUGCAGCUGUAUUUGACCUUCCUUCUUGCAGAAGAUCGGCAACAGGAGGGCCCCUCACCACGCAGAUCUCUGGGAUGCAAUAGGGCCCUCUUUUUUUAAGCUCAUCAUAGCACAUCUUUUUAAAAAGAGCAGCUUGAGGUGUCACCCUAUUUUUUUUUAAGCAGGUUUCAAGUGUGUAUCAGCAAACUGGAUCCAUGAGCUUCUUGUUGUUGUCUGGUAGACGAUAACUGCAAACUGUAGUCAGCUAACAACUUAAUGUGUCAGGAACUGGUAGAUUUCUUGUCCCAUACCCCAGUCCCUUACAUACAACAUCCUAAAAAGGUUACGGAGAUCCACAUCUCUCCACGCUGAUGUAUCUAGUUUCUGCCUGACCCUAACAAACAGGAGUAUGACAUUAGAAGGGCCAUGCAGCAAUAAAACAGAGAAACAUUUCCAGUUUGCAGGACUGAGCCUCCACCAGGGUAAGACACUAGUGCAGACAAGUGAUGAGGCUAUUGGAUUUACAUAAUGUACAGUUACACUUUUAAUAUACAUGUUUGAUACAAAAAUUAUAGCAGGAAAAGGACUCAUUUGAUUGUCGAAUACAGUAUUUUUGUACAGCAUGAAACGCUCAUUUCAGUUAAUUAUUUAUCCUGUAGUAGUCAUAUCAGCUGUAUAGGACUUCUAUGGUAUGUGUAAAUGCAACCUGCCUUCAGACUAGCAAUCAAAUUAGGUCAUUUGCUGGCAUGAAUAUAGUCUGAUGUUUGACUGUUCUCAGCUUUGGUAUUUCAGUGACUGAAUGCAGAUGUCUGGCUCUUCAUACUGCUUUAUGCUUACUGAUUAAACGCUGAGCAAAAUAAAAUGGUGGAGUGAGAAGCUGAAAA
Molecule: messenger RNA, 5045 nt
Organism: Pezoporus occidentalis (night parrot)
Lineage: Eukaryota; Metazoa; Chordata; Aves; Psittaciformes; Psittacidae
Gene: GNAL
Product: G protein subunit alpha L
Exons: 12
Coding region: 175-1614 (479 amino acids)
Biological process (GO): adenylate cyclase-activating dopamine receptor signaling pathway; sensory perception of chemical stimulus
Cellular component (GO): heterotrimeric G-protein complex
Molecular function (GO): G protein-coupled receptor binding; G-protein beta/gamma-subunit complex binding; GTP binding
Source: RefSeq, a predicted model, not a curated record